UCAGCGUCACCACCUUCUCUUACAAGAAAAGUUUUUCACACUUUCUUUGCUCCCAAACGCACAUCUCACAACAAAGCCCUAGACAUUUGCCUGUCACUUUUGGCGAGAGAAUCUUCAUAGAAAAACUUCAAAAGUCCGCUUUUGCAGCAGCGAUAGUUCGGUCCUCAGUCACUGUACCUUCAUACAGACGCUUACAGAUUAUUAUAGAAUGUGAUUGAAGUUGGUGCAGUUAAGGAACUUAGGCUUUGAGAAUAGGAGAUUAAGAUUUGAAGAAAACUCAUUUAGAUCAAACGUUGAAUUUUCCCGAGAAAAUGAGCACAGCAAGUGAAAAUCGGAGUUCGAUUGUACAGAGUGAAUCCGAUGGAACUGUCGAAGAACUUCACAAACAACCAAAAGUUUCAUAUACAAGAGAAUUUCUAAUUUCUUUAGCCGAGUUGGAUACAUGCAAACAGUUACCAUGUGGGUUGGACCUAUCGAUUUUACGUGAACAUGAUGCAUCCAAUCGUUCAUCACAGUCUUCGCGUGGCUCAGAUUCUGGAAAAUGUUAUGACAACCUAUCUCGACAUUCAUGGCAAAAUUCUGGACAUGAUGGACUUCUGGGAGCUGGUUUUUUUCCAAGAGUAUCUGGAUGUCUAGCUGGGGCUUCUUCUCUAGGAGUUCGAGAAAAAGGUUGUCUGCUCCACAGGAGUGAUGAACCAUAUCGGCCUCCACGCCCCUAUAAGGCAGUGCCUCCUUUACGAAGGCAGAUUAGUGACUCAUAUAAAGAUGAAACAUGUGGCUCUUCUGAGCACUUGAGUCAUGAGAUAACAGAGGAGGAAAGGAGGAGAAAAGCUUCAUUUGAGUUGAUGAGGAAGGAACAGAAAAACCAAAUUCAAGAAAAGCAAAACAAAAUCUCAGAUGAUCGUAAGGAAAAUUUAGACCCAGAUAUGGUAGCACUGCUACAGGAUUCUGUAAAGGAUAAGGGGCCUGUGGAUGUAUGCAAUGAAUCAGAGCAAUACGCAGCACCCGCUGCUUCAAACCACAAUUCUGACAAUAGAGCUUCCAUAGAAGGUUGUGCUACCAUUCCGACCAUAACCCCAGGUUUUACAAGCAGAUUCUUUGAGGAGAAUCUUGAUAGAAAAUCUUUAACUCAUUCCCCUGCAACAAAGUCUGAUUACACCAAAAGCCUUGCAUUAUGUUCUUCUGCAUUUGCUCCUCAGUCUGUUGAAGAAGAUGAAAAACAUGGUAGUGGCAUCUCUAGCAACAUGAGAGGUGGAUCUAAAGUGUAUGGGAUGCCUCAUGGAAAUGCCACUGAGACCAGCCGCCUCUUAUCCAAUGGAAAUGAACUUUCACCCAAGCUUACGACAUAUACCUCACAAUCUGCUAAAGUUGGGAUCUCUGAGCAAUUAUUUGGUUGUAACAAACCAACUGUGACUACAGGCGCUCUUACAUGUGGGGACCUUGAACUAUCCUUUUUAUUCAAGAUUAAUGAAAAUGACUCAAUCCAGCAUCACUAUGAGCAAGAUGGCAGCAUUAAUGAUACAGAAAAUGGACAGCCAAAUUCUCCGAAUCAGUGUGGUGCAUCACAGCAUCUUCUUUCUUUGUUGCAGAAGGGUACAGUCCUUACAGAUUUGGCAGCAUCUCCAGAUAAAAGUCUUCUUUUUGAAGUUGGCACUGGCAGCAAUGUGAUUAGCAUUUUUGGCCCGGAGAAUGCUGGAAAAUCUGACAAUCAGGAAGCACUACGUGGAACUAGUUUUACAAAGGAGUUGCAAUUAACUGAUGCAUCACUUUUUCUCCAAAAGGGUUCCCAAUGCAGGGUUACAAAGGAUAAUGCUUCGCUGCCUUGUGGGUUUGCAUCUCCAGUGAUGGACAACAGUUUCUUUCCAUCAAAAGUUGAUGAAUAUGGACCCAGUGUGGUCAAUCAAGAAGGCAUUAUGUCCUCAAGCUACAAUACGCUAACUGAUUCAAGUGAGAUGAAGGGAAACAAGCAGGUCUCUGAUGAUAUUCUGGCCAAAAUUGGAUCAAAAGUCCAACCUAAAGAGGGGUUGAAACUUAAUCCUGUCAGGGACUUCGAUGAAAAAUCUGAUUCAACCAUUGAAAUUUGUUUGCCUGAUGAAGACAGUUUGAUUACCUUUGAUGACUACUGCUUUUUACCUGAUGAGGACAGUCUGAUUACAGGUGAUGAUGACUUCUGGCUUCCAUCUGAUGAGAAUUCGUUGUUUAGCCCAAGUUCACAGGUUCAUAAUACUGAGAAGCCCUCUGGUCUAAAUGUCACCCUCAGUCAUGAAAACUCUUCUCAACUGCAUUCAGAACAUCCUACUACCGACCGUAUUUCUUAUGGCUUUGUGGGCUUGGAGCCCUCUAAUCACACUCGUGCACAGAAAUCUUACCCACAGUUUCAUCACACUCAGCCAUAUACGGGACAGGCAUUUUUGCAUUCUCUAGGUUCUCAAACUUAUCUGCAUCCUGCGAGGAAUUCCACGAAGGCAAAGACCUAUCCUUCCACUCAUUCUCCCCACAAGUUUUGCUCUACAAGUGUGCUACCCUCUCGUUUCCAGCAAACUCAUGGUGAGCCAACCAUGUUUGAUCAUCCUGUUAAUCAUAUGCUGUUACAACAGAUGUCCAUCCCACACAAACUUCCUCCUCGCCAACUAAAUGGACAUCCAAGAGGUGUAAUGCCUGAUUUUCCCGUUAAUCAAAUAGCUUGUUACGGACAGGAGCUGAACCCAAUGCAAGAUUUUUACCCAACCUAUGAGCAACCAAAUUUUGCUGGUCUUGGAAUGCCAAAUCAGUACUUUAUAGAUCCUCAUGUUGCUAGAGACGAUAAUCACAGGAAGUUCAAUGCUCUUUUUGGGAAGGAACUUGGAGCAUCUUUUCCCGGAAGUGGACGUGGUCGAAGCAGUCUUGGCAAUCAGGUUGACAUAAGAUUUUGGCAUGAGCAAUAGACCAGUAUGUGCUUUUGGAGCUGUCUUCCUGGUACUCAACUAAUUUCAGUAGUGGAUAUACAAUUUUAUCUUAGGGUUCAUCUGCGACAUAGGUAGUCUAGUGAAAAAAAGAAAGAAGAAAAAAAAUCACAUUUGUACCUAACAAUUUGGUCGAGA
Messenger RNA from Corylus avellana, 3080 nucleotides. RefSeq lists its product as uncharacterized. The record is from RefSeq and is a predicted model, not a curated record. Lineage: Eukaryota; Viridiplantae; Streptophyta; Magnoliopsida; Fagales; Betulaceae.